This is a messenger RNA of Ahaetulla prasina, 1879 nucleotides long. It is a transcript of the gene HTATSF1, whose product is annotated as HIV-1 Tat specific factor 1. Bases 286 to 1746 code for a protein of 486 amino acids. Lineage: Eukaryota; Metazoa; Chordata; Lepidosauria; Squamata; Colubridae. The record is from RefSeq and is a predicted model, not a curated record. Gene Ontology annotation, cellular component: U2 snRNP; U2-type spliceosomal complex. Gene Ontology annotation, molecular function: RNA binding. Gene Ontology annotation, biological process: mRNA splicing, via spliceosome. The transcript is spliced from 9 exons.
AGAGAGAAGAGGGGAGCACUUCUGCGCUUGCGCAAUAAAAUUCCCUCCGUCGCGACGGCGGAGAAGCGCCCUAUCUCCGUCUGCGCAGCCGCCUUGCCACCGCUGAGGCGAGAAACCGCGGCUUAAACCGCGGCUUAUACCGCGGCGGCAGGAGUCGGAAGAGCCGACGGGGGUAGGGAGGGUUCCGUCGCCUCCGAGCGGCGCCCGCCGCCCUCCGCGUAACCCGCUCGGGACGGAGAGGCCCGAACAGAGCCAGGCCGCGCGUGCGUAGCAGAGCCCCCGCGCAUGCGCCCUAGCGCCGGGCCUGCUGCGAGGCGUUUCCAGGCCGGGCCGGGCCCCGGCGGCGCCCUGGUGGUGAGAAACGUCGCGGGAGGAGGAGGAGGAUCGGGCGGCACCAUGAGCGUCGGCGGCUCGGAUCGCAACGAGGAUUUCCACCAGCAGCUGCGGCUGCAGGAGCUCUACGAGCGCAAGGAGGGCGAGGGCGGCGACGAGCCCUUCACCUACACGGACCCCGCCGACGGCACCCAGUACGAGUGGGACCGCGACAAGAAGGCCUGGUUCCCCAAGGUCACUGAAGAUUUCUUGGCAACGUACCAUGCUAACUACGGAUUUCCUACUGAAGGCUCCGAUACCUCGGCCUCCGCUGGGAAGACUGAAUCUAAAGCUGUGCCGGAUUCCAAGGCCGCCAAGUCGAAGCCGUCAGUCGAAGCCAAACCAUCGCAGCCGCUGCCCUCAGACCUUAAACAGAAAGGAGAAAAAAGAAAAGCCGAAGCAGGAUGGUUUCAUGUUGAAGAGCAGAAAAAUACAAAUGUUUAUGUGACAGGUUUACCGCCAGACAUUACAAAAGAUGAGUUUGUGGACGUCAUGUCGAAAUGCGGUAUCAUUAUGCGCGAUCUUCAAACGGAGGAACCCAAAAUCAAACUUUACAAAGACAAAGAAGGAAACCUUAAAGGCGAUGGGCUCUGUUGUUACUUGAAGAGAGAAUCUGUUGAACUUGCGCUGAAAUUGCUGGAUGAGAAAGAAAUCCGAGGCUACAAACUACAUGUGGAAGUUGCCCAGUUCCAGCUUAAGGGGGAAUAUGAUGCCAGCAAGAAGAAAAAGAAAUGCAAAGAUUACAAAAAGAAGCUCUCCCAGCAACAAAAACUGCUGGAUUGGCGGCCGGAGAAGAAAGAGGGGAAUGUGAGAUUGCGACACGAGAGGGUUAUCAUCAUCAGAAACAUGUUCCAUCCCAAAGAUUUUGAGGAGGAUCCCUUAGUGCUAAAUGAGAUCCGGGAAGAUCUACGGACAGAAUGUGAAAAAUUUGGUCAAGUUAAGAAAGUUAUUAUAUUUGAUAGGCAUCCGGAUGGGGUAGCAUCCGUAUCCUUCAAGGAAUCUGAAGAGGCUGAUGUUUGCAAACAGGCACUGAAUGGACGAUGGUUUGGUGGACGGCAGCUCUCUGUGGAGACGUGGGACGGUACAACUGAUUAUCAGGUUGAAGAAACCUCCCGGGAAAGAGAAGAGAGACUGAAAGGGUGGCAAGAAUUUUUAGGGGAUCCCAACCAAGAACUACCUAAAAAGCCACCGGAUGCCAAUUCUUCCGAAAGUGGCCCUCAAGCGGCUAAGAGAGACCCCGUAUCUCAAGAUAACGGGGCCCCCGAAACCGCCGAAGGAGGAGGAGAUCGCUACAAAGGAGCCGCCGAAGAUGUCGCGGCGUCCACAGACAGCAGCGUGGCGGGCAGCGACGACGAUGAAGAAGCAGAGACUUAACGCCCCUCACUCGCUGCUGGUCCUAGAGCAUGAUUGCAGGCUCCCCUCGAGACCUCCCUUCCCCUCCCCCGAUGCAAAGUUGCAAACUCCACUCCAAUCAGUGAAUAUAAAUAAAUAUAAAUAUAUAUAUGUA